AUGUCAGAUCCAGCCGACCAACCACAACAAAUGCACCACAUCCAACCUGCGCACCUCAAAAGCUUCGUGCAACAAAUCCUCAUCGCAAACGGCACAUCACCCAGCGACGCAGAAAUAGUCGCAAAAUGCCUCGUAGCAGCCGACCUCCGAGGCGUGGACACACACGGAAGCAAUCGCAUUCCAUCAUACAUGGAACGAAUCCGCCAAAAGGCACUGGACCCGGCAGCGACACCCACAGUACUCCAGGUGACACCAGCGGUAGCACAAGUGGACGCCCACAACGGCUUCGGCUUCGUAGCCGCACACGAAGGCAUGAAACGUGCGAUUGAAAUGGCCAAAAUCUUCGGCAUAGGCAUGGUCUCCGUCAAACAUUCAAACCACUUCGGCAUGUCAGCAUGGCUAGUGCAGCAAGCACUAGAAUCAGACAUGAUGUCACUCGUGUUCACGAACAGUUCCCCAGCACUACCGGUCUGGGGCGGGAAAGAGAAGUUAAUGGGCGUUUCGCCUAUUGCGUGUGGAGCGCCGUCCGGGAAUGAGCGCCGGCCAUUUAUCCUUGAUAUGGCGCCUUCUAUUGCGGCACGGGGCAAGAUUUACAAGGCUCUUCGGCGGGGCGAGAAGAUUCCUACGGAUUGGGCGCUUGAUAGGGAGGGCAGGCAGACUGAUGAUCCGGCGAGUGCGCUGGAGGGUGUUAUGUUGCCUAUGGGCGGACCGAAGGGGUCGGCACUAUCUGUAAUGAUGGACGUAUUCUCUGGUGUGUUGUCUGGAUCGGCUUUUGCAGGGGGAGUCACUAAUCCGUAUGAUCCAUCCAAACCGGCGGAUGUGGGACAUUUCCUGGUUGCUAUUAAGCCCGAUUUGUUCAUGACAAUUGAAGAGUUUAAGGGGAGGAUGGAUUAUCUGUAUCAGCGGGUUGUUGAGUCGGACAAGAUGGCUGGUGUGGAUCAGAUUUACUUCCCUGGGGAGAUUGAGAUGAUUACUGAAGAGCGGAGGUUGGUCGAUGGGAUUCCUUUUGCUGAGGCUGAGAUUGCCAGUUUGAAUAAGGAGGCGGAUUUGGCAGGUAUUGAGCAUUUGAAAAUCUGA
Messenger RNA from Penicillium canescens, 1077 nucleotides. RefSeq names its product Ldh family oxidoreductase. NCBI's taxonomy places the organism in Eukaryota, Fungi, Ascomycota, Eurotiomycetes, Eurotiales, Aspergillaceae. The transcript has a single exon. The coding region runs from base 1 to 1077 and encodes 358 amino acids. The record is from RefSeq and is a predicted model, not a curated record. Gene Ontology annotation, molecular function: oxidoreductase activity.